This is a messenger RNA of Micromonas commoda, 2361 nucleotides long. RefSeq names its product SNF2 super family. Gene Ontology annotation, molecular function: DNA translocase activity; ATP binding; ATP-dependent chromatin remodeler activity. Gene Ontology annotation, cellular component: nucleus. Lineage: Eukaryota; Viridiplantae; Chlorophyta; Mamiellophyceae; Mamiellales; Mamiellaceae. The record is from RefSeq and is a predicted model, not a curated record. The transcript has a single exon. Gene Ontology annotation, biological process: double-strand break repair via homologous recombination; reciprocal meiotic recombination. Bases 1 to 2361 code for a protein of 786 amino acids.
AUGGCGGAUCACACCGCGGUGGGAGCGAUGAUGACGCCUCCUCGUAGCAAACCCGGUGGCGGAGGCGACUCGGCUGACGAGUCGCUCGCCUCUCCGAUCGUGAUGGCGACUCCCUGUUCGAUCCGUGGUACGGAGGAAGUCGUUCCUGGGACGCCCGAGGAGCCACCGAUGGCGGAGGCGGUCCCCACCAAGCGGGUCACCAUGCAGAUGCGACAUCCUCCGAAGCCGCUGCACGAUCCCAACGAUCCGGGGGCGCUCGUGCUGUGCACAGCGGCCGAGGCUGAGGCCCUAUCGGGAGACGGAAGCCCGGGUGUUGCCGUGGUCGUCGAUCCUUACAUCGCGGGCAAGUUGCGUCCGCACCAGCGUGAGGGCGUCCGGUGGAUGUAUCGCGUCUUGCACGGUCUGGAACCCGACGCUGGCCCUCACACGGGGUGCCUCUUGGCGGAUGAUAUGGGACUCGGCAAGUCCUUGCAGUCAAUCGCGCUGGUGUGGACCAUGCUGAAGCAGGGACCGCGCGGGGUGCCGACCGCGAAGCGGGUGUUGCUGGUGUGCCCAGCAUCGCUGGUGGGGGCGUGGGGAGCGGAGUUCAACAAGUGGCUUGGGGGUGUCCGUGCGCAAGCCGCGCUGGCAGAAGGUGGCGGGGUGGACGCAGCGGAUGCCUACGAGAAAUGGAGGCGAGGGACGCAACCGGGCACGGAGAGCGCCUUCGACUGCUGGCCCGUCCUGGUGACGUCCUACGAGACCUUGCGCCGACUCUCGCCAAUCGCCGCAAGAGCCGAGCCCGACCUUCUGAUAUGUGACGAGGCGCACAGACUGCGCAACGCUCAGCAGGGAUCGCAGACCCUCGCGGCGUUGCGCGCAGUUGACGUGCCGCGCCGCGUCCUCCUCACCGGCACCCCAAUCCAGAACAACCUGGAUGAGUACGCGGCGGUGAUGGACUUUGCGUGCCCGGGGCUGCUGGGGCCGGUAGCGGAAUUCCAUCGCAGGUUCACAGCGCCGGUCCAACGAGGCAGCGAGCCAAAUGCGACUUCGGCCGACGUGGCGGGGGCGCAACGCGCGGCCAAUGAGCUGGCGAGGCUCACCGCGGGGCGGGUGCUGCGACGUGAGGCGUCCAUCAACGCUGCACAUCUUCCGGCGAAGACGGAGAUGGUCGUUUUCUGUAAACCCACGGAAAUGCAGCGUGCGAUGUACGAGCAAGGAGCGAAAAUCGUGCAAGGAUGGACUGAAGGAAAGGCGGGUGCCUCAACUGCAACCGCGGCAGCCCUGUGUGCGAUUGGCCUUCUCAGGCAGUUGGCAAAUUCUGUCGACCAGGUUGUGAAAAAGACGUCGGCGAAGUCAAAGAGAGGCAGUAAAGGUGGUUUUGACAACGAGUCCCCACCAAGCAAGCAGGCCCGCAUUGAGAAAGAAGACGACAACGGAGGACUAAGCGAUGGAGAUGAAAGCGAUGAGGGCGAAAUUUCGGCGGGCAGCUCCACGAAAGACGCGGAUGAUCUGCGUGCAAAGCUCUCUUCCAGCGUCCCAUCAGGGUACAGUGGGGGUGUCAAGGGUUCCGGCAAGCUGGCAACCCUGAGGACGCUUCUUCGAGAGAUGGCCUCGAACUCUUCCGGCGAUGGAGAACGCAUGGUGGUUGUCUCCGGGUUCUCGGCUGCCCUCGAUCUCGCCGCGGGCCUGUGCGCUGAGCUCGGCCUGGCCACCGACAGAUUGGACGGUCGUGUCCCACCGGAUGCCAGGUCUGGACUGGUUCGUAACUUCAACGCCGGCCGAGGGGGACGCGUGAUGCUGCUCUCGUGCGUGGCGGGUGGAGCCGGGCUGAACCUGGUCGGCGCAUGCAGGCUCGUGCUGUUCGACACGAGUUGGAACCCCGCACAUGACAACCAGGCGAUGGCACGUGUUUGGCGCGACGGCCAAACACGCCCUGUGACCAUCUAUCGCCUGCUGGCGGCGGGCACCGUGGAGGAGAAGGUAUUCCAGCGACAGCUCCUGAAACACAGGGAGGCGGCUGCAGCGGGUUAUGGCGGUGAAUCUAUCGGAGGUGACGGCGGCAAGACCGACGUCGGACGUUUCACCAGGGACGAACUGAGCGAGCUCGUGAGGUUCUCAUCGCCAGCGAAGCCAGCCACGCUCACAGCGGUUGGGUGGCAGGACUCAAGGGACGCUGUGGAGGAUCCUCUGCUUCGCGCGGCCAUCGACGACGACAAUAGCAUGAUAACAGCCGUCGUGCGCCUUGCGGACGAUGGGGGGCGAGCCAAGGCUAUCGCUGCAGCUAAGGAAGAGUUUGCAGCGGCAAAGCCAAAGGCUAUGAAAGGUGGGAAAAAACGUUUGGCCUUCCAGGACCUACUGAGUAAAUCAAAGAACAGGUAG